AUAAAGUGAGGAGGCAGUGUUUGGGUUUGGGGGCUGGGCUGCCUAUGUAAUCUGCUAGUCUCUGCCUACUUUCUCGCAUCAGCACCACCAAGCUUUGAUUGCGUUUUAGCCCGGUCUGCCUGCAUCUGCGUUCCUUGCCUCGCGUCUUAGAUAAUAGCCUACAAAACAGCAAACGAAGAAACGAAAAAGGAUUUAUAGACGUGUGUUCAUCCAUCUGCUUGACAAGUGUACUAUUUUCUAUUAGUAAAGAUGGUUAAACUGGGGAGCAAUCUAGAAGACAAAGGCGCUAAACCGGUCAGUGUGGAGGAUGGCUUCCAAAACGUGCCGCUCAUCACCCCUCUGGACGUCGGUAACCUCCAGUAUGGAGCCCCAGACAAGGUGGUGGUGAAGACACGGACUGAGUACCAGACGGACCAGAAGAAAUCCAAGAUGAAGGUGCCCAAGGUGGAGGAGUUUACCAUCAGCUUCACUGAUGGAGUGUCAGAGAGACUCAAGGUCACGAUUCUGAUAGUCCUGGCCUUGGCCUUUUUGGCCUGCAUAGUGUUCCUGGUGGUGUACAAGGCCUUCACGUACGAACACAGCUGCCCAGACGGAUUCAUAUACAAGCAUAAGCGAUGCAUCCCUGCCUCUCUGGAGGCCUACUACACAGCUCAGGAUGCCAACUCCCGAGGGCGCUUCUAUACGGUGAUCAGCCACUACAGCAUGGCCAAGCAGACCACCUCCCGCUCCGUCUCUCCCUGGCUCCCUGCAGGCGCUGCCCCGCACGACGCCAAGCCGCCCAACACAGACGGGCACUGAGUAUGCCUGCCCAACCCUCCCACCAACCCCACCUCUUCUGCCCGUCUCCUUGACAAGCUUUUAACAGGGAGUGUCUGUCGUUCUCCAGUGUCUCGCUAGGCUCAGAGUACUGUCACGCCCACCUGCCCGCCCCAGCCCAUCAACCCAGCACCACAAUCUCUGCCUCUCCUCCCUUCUGUCUGUUUUCUUUCUUUAUUUAUUCACUAUUUAUCAUCACUAAUUUUUUUUAAAACUUGUUAUUGGUAUUUUGUAUUUGAUAUCAAACAACUGUUUGUACAAAGUCUCGAGUCAAAGUUGAAAUCCAUUCAGAGUAUAUGCUUUUCUGAGCUGCUACUAACUGAGUGAGUCAAAAGUCAUUUUUCAGAUGUGUCCAUUUGAUGUGUCCAUCUGCUGUGUCCAUCUGCUGUGUCCAUCUGAUGUGUCCAUCUGCUGUGUCCAUCUGCUGUGUCCAUCUGCUGUGUCCAUCUGAUGUGUCCAUCUGCUGCGUCCAUCUGCUGUGUCCAUCUGCUGUGUCCAUUUGCUGCGUCCAUCUGCUGCGUCCAUCUGCUGUGUCCAUCUGCUGUGUCCAUCUGCUGCGUCCAUCUGCUGUGUCCAUCUGCUGUGUCCAUCUGCUCGGCCCCUUGUAGUGUCAUGACUCUGUGUAAUCAAAGUCAUGUUAUGAUAAACUCUGGCAUAUCCAUUGCAUUUUGGUUCAUACUCAUACUGUAAUACAUUCUCAUAGAAAGGGUUUUCCCAAAUUAGUACCUAUUUGUACGUCUAUGGAAGUUCAACUUCAACACCAAUAUACAGUAGAUGUCCUGAAUUAUCUGAUCAAAGCUAGCUAAGUAUUCUCUAUCAUGACGGUUUGAUAUCGGAACACUCUUUAAUGUACUGUCCUGUAUGUCCUACUUCCCUUCUUGAGCCAAGCUCUAUAAAGCCCAGUGCAUUCAUGCUAGUUCAUGUGUGUGCAUGGUUGUAGCUAGGUUUCAUGACAGUUUAACUAUUUUUCGUGGGAAAAGAGCGACCUUUAUUGCCAGUUACAUUUCGCGUUAGCAGACAGUCCAGCCACUGUACACAACAUGAAUAUGUGGAUCUAUUGCUAAGGAUAAAUACACAAGACGUGGUGAUGAUGGGAAACAUGGUGUACAUCGCUGUCUUUGCCAAAACUCUGGUUCCUGUAAUGUUUAGAACCAUUUGUAGAUGAGCUUCUCUGCAGAGGUUUGUUCUGUUACCAUUUGUUUUGUUUUUUUAAAUCUUGUCAACAAAAAAAAAACGCUUUUUGAACUAUUGUGAUGUUUGGUAGUUGAUAUGUAGCAAAGUCUGGAGUAGUUUCUCACUGUACAUCCCAUAGGUUUGAAAUGAAAAUAAAGCAAGUUGUGACCUGA
Oncorhynchus gorbuscha (pink salmon) is the source of this 2162-nucleotide messenger RNA. Its product is annotated as neuronal vesicle trafficking-associated protein 2-like. The record is from RefSeq and is a predicted model, not a curated record. Gene Ontology annotation, biological process: clathrin coat assembly; G protein-coupled dopamine receptor signaling pathway; endosomal transport. The transcript has 5 exons. Bases 250 to 798 code for a protein of 182 amino acids. Gene Ontology annotation, cellular component: membrane; endosome. NCBI's taxonomy places the organism in Eukaryota, Metazoa, Chordata, Actinopteri, Salmoniformes, Salmonidae. Gene Ontology annotation, molecular function: clathrin light chain binding.